Messenger RNA from Arachis duranensis, 1083 nucleotides. RefSeq lists its product as uncharacterized. The record is from RefSeq and is a predicted model, not a curated record. NCBI's taxonomy places the organism in Eukaryota, Viridiplantae, Streptophyta, Magnoliopsida, Fabales, Fabaceae. The coding region runs from base 1 to 972 and encodes 323 amino acids. The transcript is spliced from 7 exons.
AUGGAUAUAUACUUUCAAGACACGUUUCAUUUCUUCGUUACUUCCCUUAAUGGAACCGCUGAUGAUAAUGGCCAGAGACUGGAACUGAGACUGAAAGACAGAGACUCACCGCUGCCUCACCGCGCUGCUGGUCUCGCCACCGCUAGGAAAGUCAAAGAACGAAGCUGCCGCCUCUCCCCGGUUGCUGUCGACGUCAACCAUCAACUCCUCGUCCUUAGUGCUCUGACCCAGGCUACACCAGUUGAAGAGGAUUGUCUUGACCCCACAUGGAGAAGGUUUAAGGGUUGCUUGGGAGCAUUAGAUGGCACUUAUAUAGAGGUGACAGUCCCCGAGUCUGAGAAGGCAAAAUACCGAACAAGAAAGGGUAAAAUCUGCACCAAUGUCUUAGGAGUGUGUAACCGGGAGAUGGGUUUUGUUUAUGUACUCAGUGGAUGGGAGGGAUCGGCAUCUGAUUCGCGGGUACUUCGGGAUGCAAUAACUCAUCGUAAUAGUCUUAAGAUACCCCACGGUAAUUACUAUUUAGUUGAUGCUGGUUACACAAAUGGUCCGGAUUUUCUAGCACCAUAUAGAGGAACUCGAUAUCAUGUUAGAGAGUGGGCCCAAGGAGCACGUGCACCGCGCAAUCACCAAGAAUAUUUUAAUAGGGUUCAUUCUUCCGCUAGGAAUAUCAUUGAGCGAUGCUUUGGUUUGCUGAAGAAGAGGUGGUCCAUCUUAAGAAGCCCUAGCUUUUACCCUCUAAAGACACAAUCUCAGAUAAUUAUUGCUUGUUGUUUGCUUCAAAAUUUCAUUCGAAAGAGUAUGGGUAUGGAUCCGGAGGAGGAAGGUAGCAUAUUGGAUGAAUUUAUGCCUGAUGGAGAUGAAGCACAGGAUGGAAUGAUUGAUGUAGUUGAAAACACGAACGAGUGGACUCACUGGCGUGACAACAUAGCAACUGAGAUGUAUGAAGAGUGGCAUAUAGGGCUUAUGGAGUAGUGCUGUAUUUGCAGUGUAAUGACAUUGUUAUCAAUUGAGUAUUGUUGUAAUGGCACAAUUUUAAUUUGUAUCACUUGUUGAGACGAGAAACAUUGUAAUGGCACUUCUUUG